ACAAAAAAUACUCCUAAAAUAUUGCCACUCUGUUGUUUAGCUUUCUUGUUUUUUUCUCUUUCGAUCAUCAUCAACAAGCACUAAUUCUUCUUAGACGGCCAUAAACAAUUUUCCCAACUCUUUCUUUCACUAAUUUUUGGAAAACAUGAAUGAUCUUCUAGCGGAUUCAAGUUUUAUUGCUGGCAAAGAUAAUGCUUCCAAAGAAUCUGAUAUCGAGAUGGGAAACCGAUUUACGAGGAGCCAGUCAGAUUCUGGAAUCGACAACUUUAACAAGCAGAUACAAGAAAUCGAGAAACAGGUUGAUAAACUUUCUGGUUUCCUGAAGACCCUUAAGGAUGCUAAUGAGGAAACAAAGUCUGUAACUAAAGCAUCAGCAAUGAAAGCUAUAAGGAAGCGGAUGGAGAAAGAUAUAGAUGAAGUUGGGAAGAUUGCAAGAAAUGUCAAAGCAAAAAUAGAAGCAACUAAUAAAGAGAACUUGGCUAAUCGACAAAAGCCUGGAUAUGGAAAGGGCACAAGUGUUGACAGAUCCAGGACAAAUAUGACCAAUGCCUUGACAAAGAAGUUCAGAGAUGUUAUGACGGAAUUUCAGACAUUAAGACAGAGGAUAGACAACGAAUAUCGCGAGGUUGUAGAGCGAAGGGUGAUCACAGUAACUGGAACUAGACCAGAUGAGGAGACAAUCAACAACUUGAUCGAAACUGGAAACAGUGAACAAAUCUUCCAGAACGCUAUCCAAGGAAUGGGACGUGGACAGGUCUUAAGCACCGUAGAGGAAAUUCAGGAAAGACACGAUGCAGUGAAGGAAAUUGAGAGAAAGCUUCUUGAUCUGCAUCAGAUAUAUCUUGAUAUGGCUGUUCUGGUUGAAGCUCAAGGAGACUUGUUAGAUAAUAUCGAAACACAGGUGAGAUAUGCAGUGGAUCAUGUUAAUAUGGGUACAGAUGCACUUCAAACUGCAAAGAGCUUGCAGAAAAAAUCAAGAAAAUGUAUGAUGAUCGCCAUAAUUCUGCUUCUAAUUAUCGCAGCGAUUAUCGUUCUCUCUGUGAUUAAACCGUGGAAGAAGUAAUCAGUUACUCAGAAUACACAUUACUUGCUGUUAAUCCUUCAAAUAUUCUUCUAUGUAUCUUUGUUUUUCUUGUGAAGUUGUAUCUUCCUCUGUAUCUUAAUAAUGUAAUUAGUUGCCAGUAUUAUUAUAUUGAAUAAUAAAUUUUGGAAAAGCAUCAAAUAAAUCCAUUAAUAAGCAACUG
Solanum verrucosum is the source of this 1244-nucleotide messenger RNA. RefSeq names its product syntaxin-132-like. Lineage: Eukaryota; Viridiplantae; Streptophyta; Magnoliopsida; Solanales; Solanaceae. The transcript is spliced from 12 exons. The record is from RefSeq and is a predicted model, not a curated record. Gene Ontology annotation, cellular component: plasma membrane; endomembrane system; SNARE complex. Gene Ontology annotation, molecular function: SNARE binding; SNAP receptor activity. Gene Ontology annotation, biological process: exocytosis; intracellular protein transport; vesicle fusion. The coding region runs from base 146 to 1063 and encodes 305 amino acids.